Messenger RNA from Onychomys torridus (southern grasshopper mouse), 1308 nucleotides. It is a transcript of the gene Fam50b, whose product is annotated as family with sequence similarity 50 member B. NCBI's taxonomy places the organism in Eukaryota, Metazoa, Chordata, Mammalia, Rodentia, Cricetidae. Gene Ontology annotation, cellular component: nucleus. Bases 233 to 1240 code for a protein of 335 amino acids. The transcript has 2 exons. The record is from RefSeq and is a predicted model, not a curated record. Gene Ontology annotation, biological process: chromatin organization.
GCUUGGAAAGGACAUCACAGCAAUGGGAGCCUGUGGCUGAAGAGAGCUGUUCACUUCCUGGCAGGCCAGGAAGGAGAGCAGGACAAGAGAGGGACAGAUAUAACAUGCCCCCUACCCACUAAGGACCCUAGCCCAGUGACCCUCUCCCUCCAGUUGCAGAAUCUGACAUCAGAACCGGAAAGCUACUAGAGACAGACGGUGCAGGCCGCAGGGGCUGGGCUGAGCUGCAGGCAUGGCGCAGUACAAGGGCACUAUGCGGGAGGCCGGUCGGGCCAUGCACCUGAUCAAGAAACGGGAGAAGCAGAAGGAACAGAUGGAGGUGCUGAAGCAGCGCAUUGCGGAGGAGACCAUCAUGAAGUCAAAGGUGGACAAGAAGUUCUCAGCACACUAUGAUGCUGUGGAGGCCGAGCUGAAGUCCAGUACGGUGGGCCUGGUGACCCUGAAUGACAUGAAGGCCAAGCAGGAAGCCCUGCUGAGGGAACGGGAGAUGCAACUGGCCAAGAGGGAGCAGCUGGAGCAGCGCCGGCUACAGCUGGAGAUGCUGCGGGAGAAGGAGCGAAGGCGCGAGCGCAAGCGGAAGAUCUCCAACCUGUCCUUCACUCUGGAAGAGGAAGAUGACGGCGACCAUGAGGAUGGCCGCAGGGCCGAGGGCAAUGAGGCCCACAAUGGUGGGGCCAAGAAGAACUUGGGCAAGAACCCGGAUGUGGAUACCAGCUUCCUGCCCGACCGCGAGCGCGAGGAGGAGGAGAACCGGCUACGCGAGGAGCUGAGGCAGGAGUGGGAGGCGAAGCGUGAGAAGGUGAAGGGCGAGGAGGUGGAGAUCACUUUCAGCUACUGGGAUGGUUCGGGCCACCGGCGCACGGUACGCAUGCGCAAGGGCAGCACGGUGCAGCAGUUCCUGAAGAGGGCGCUACAGGGGCUGCGCAGGGAUUUCCGGGAACUGCGCGCGGCCGGCGUGGAGCAGCUCAUGUACGUCAAGGAGGACCUCAUCCUGCCGCACUACCACACCUUCUACGAUUUCAUUGUGGCCAAGGCGCGGGGCAAGAGUGGGCCACUCUUCAGCUUCGACGUGCACGACGAUGUGCGGCUGCUGAGCGAUGCCACGAUGGAGAAAGACGAGUCGCACGCCGGCAAGGUGGUGCUGCGCAGCUGGUACGAGAAGAACAAACACAUCUUCCCUGCCAGCCGCUGGGAGCCCUACGACCCCGAGAAGAAGUGGGACAGGUACACCAUCCGGUGAUACUGAACCCCUCUUGGGUACUCUCAUAUUACUGAAAUUCAAUAAAUACAGAGGGUCCCCGUGAGUCG